Molecule: messenger RNA, 8487 nt
Organism: Capra hircus (goat)
Lineage: Eukaryota; Metazoa; Chordata; Mammalia; Artiodactyla; Bovidae
Gene: TNRC6A
Product: trinucleotide repeat containing 6A
Exons: 25
Coding region: 185-6037 (1950 amino acids)
Biological process (GO): positive regulation of nuclear-transcribed mRNA poly(A) tail shortening; miRNA-mediated post-transcriptional gene silencing
Cellular component (GO): P-body; nucleoplasm
Molecular function (GO): nucleic acid binding
Source: RefSeq, a predicted model, not a curated record
CCGGUCUGGGGCCUGCGGCGGCGGCGGCGGCGGUGGCGGCGGCGGCGGCGGCGGCGGCGGUAGCGGGUCGGUGUAGAAAAUGGCGCUGGUGCAGCGGCUCGGGCCUCUCCCCGCGGCGCUACGGAGGGCUUGAGGCUCGCGAGCCUCACUCGCCGCGCCCCACUUGCUCGUGCACUUUACACACAUGAGAGAAUUGGAAGCUAAAGCUACCAAAGACGUAGAAAGGAAUCUUAGCAGGGAUUUAGUGCAAGAAGAAGAACAGUUGAUGGAAGAAAAGAAAAAGAAAAAAGACGACAAGAAAAAGAAGGAAGCUGCUCAAAAGAAGGCCACUGAACAAAAAAUCAAAGUGCCAGAACAGAUAAAGCCCAGUGUAAGCCAGCCUCAGCCUGCCAACUCUAAUAACGGCACUUCCACAGCAACCAGCACUAAUAAUAAUGCCAAGCGAGCCACAGCCAGCAAUCAGCAGCAGCAGCAGCAGCAGCCGCAACCGCAGCAGCAGCAACCGCAGCAGCCACAGCAGCCGCAGCCGCCACCACAGGCCUUGCCUCGGUAUCCCCGGGAAGUACCACCUCGAUUUCGCCACCAGGAACAUAAGCAGCUUCUAAAGAGGGGUCAGCAUUUUCCCGUCAUAGCAGCAAACCUGGGAUCUGCUGUUAAAGUGUUAAGCAGCCAGUCAGAAAGCAGUGCUUUAACAAAUCAACAGCCACAAAAUAACGGAGAGGUGCAGAUCAGCAAAAACCAGUCAGAUAUAAACCACAAUACUUCAGGAUCCCAUUAUGAAAAUUCAGAGCGGGGACCUGUGUCGUCUACAAGUGACUCUAGUACAAACUGUAAGAAUGCUGUUGUGAACGACUCCCCUGAAAAAGAAGCAUGGCCCUCAGCCCCUGGCAGUGAUCCGGAGUUGGUUUCAGAAUGUAUGGAUGCUGAUUCUGCCUCCAGUUCUGAAUCAGAGCGACCCAUCACUAUCAUGGCUUCAGGGAGCACAGGUGGUGAAAAUGAUGGCCUUCGGAAUAGCGCUGGACUUGGAUCCCAGAACAAGUUUGUGGUUGGUAGCAGCAGCAAUAAUGUGGGCCACGGAAAUAGCACUGGGCCGUGGGGCUUUUCCCAUGGAGCCAUAAUAAGCACAUGUCCGGCCUCUGUGGAUGCUCCUGAAAGCAAAUCGGAAAGUAGCAACAGCAGAAUGAAUGCUUGGGGCACUGUAAGUUCUCCAUCAAAUGGAGGGUUAAAUCCAAGCACUUUGAAUUCAGCUAGCAACCAUGGUGCCUGGCCAGUAUUGGAGAACAACGGACUUGCCCUAAAAGGGCCUGUAGGGAGUGGCAGUUCUGGCAUCAAUAUUCAGUGCAGUCCCUUAGGCCAGAUGCCUAACAAUCAGAGUAUUAACUCUAAAGUGGGUGGUGCUUCCACCCAUGGUACCUGGGGAAGCCUUCAGGAAACUUGUGAAUCUGAAGUAAGUGGUACACAGAAGGUUUCAUUCAGUGGUCAACCUCAAAAUAUUACCACUGAAAUGACUGGACCAAAUAACACUACUAACUUUAUGACCUCUAGUUUACCAAACUCCGGUUCAGUACAGAAUAAUGAACUGCCUAGUAAUACAGGGGCCUGGCGUGUGAGCACAAUGAAUCAUCCUCAGAUACAGGCUCCCUCGGUUGUAAACGGCACUUCCCUUUCUCACCUUAGCAAUGGAGAGUCAAAAAGUGGAGGCUCUUACGGUACUACAUGGGGUGCCUAUGGUUCUAAUUACUCUGGAGACAAAUGUUCAAGCCCUAAUGGCCAAGCUAAUGGUGACACUGUGAAUGCAACUCUAAUGCAGCCUGGCAUAAACGGGCCUGUGGGCACUAACUUUCAAGUUAACACAAAUAAAGGAGGCGGCGUGUGGGAGUCCGGAGCAGUGAAUUCCCAGAGUGCAUCCUGGGGAAAUGGUGCAAAUUCUGGAGGAAGUCGAAGAGGAUGGGGAGCUCCUGCACAGAACACUGGCACUAAUAUACCCAGCGUGGAAUGGAACAAACUGCCUAGCAAUCAGCAUUCCAGUGACAGUGCGGAUGGCAACGGUAAGAAGUUUACAAACGGAUGGAAGUCUACUGAGGAAGAGGAUCAGGGUUCUGCCGCAUCUCAGACGAAUGAGCAAAACAGCGUGUGGGCCAAAACGGGAGGUACAGUGGAGAGUGAAGGUAGUACAGAAAGCACUGGACGCCUCGAGGAGAAGGUGACUGGGGAAAAUCAGAGCAGAGAGAGAAGAAAAGUGGACCAGCACACGUUACUCCAAAGCAUUGUGAACAGAACUGACUUAGACCCCCGUGUCCUGUCCAACUCUGGCUGGGGACAGACUCCUAUUAAGCAGAAUACUGCCUGGGAUACUGAAACAUCACCUAGAGGGGAGAGAAAGACUGACAAUGGGACAGAGGCCUGGGGAAGCUCUGCAACACAGACUUUUAACUCAGGGGCAUGUGUAGAUAAGACUAGCCCUAGUAGUAAUGAUACCUCAUCUGUAUCGGGGUGGGGAGAUCCCAAACCUGCUCUGAGGUGGGGAGAUUCCAAAGGCUCAAGCUGCCAGGGGGGAUGGGAAGAUGACUCUGCUGCUACAGGAAUGGUCAAGAGCAAUCAGUGGGGGAACUGCAAAGAAGAGAAGUCCGCAUGGAAUGAUUCGCAAAAGAACAAACAGGGAUGGGGUGAUGGACAAAAGUCAAACCAAGGGUGGUCCGUCUCUGCCAGUGAUAACUGGGGAGAAACUUCAAGGAGUAACCAUUGGGGAGAGGCUAACAAGAAGUCUAGCUCAGGAGGUAGUGACAGUGAUAGGUCUGUUUCUGGUUGGAAUGAACUCGGUAAAACCAGUUCUUUUACAUGGGGAAAUAACAUUAAUCCAAAUAAUUCAUCAGGCUGGGACGAAUCUUCUAAACCGAAUCCUUCCCAGGGAUGGGGAGACCCUCCAAAGUCUAAUCAGUCUCUAGGUUGGGGAGAUUCAUCAAAGCCGGUCAGUUCUCCAGACUGGAACAAGCAACAAGACAUUGUCGGAUCUUGGGGCAUCCCGCCGGCGACAGGCAAACCUCCUGGUACAGGCUGGCUGGGAGGACCUAUGCCAGCCCCAGCGAAAGAGGAAGAACCCACGGGCUGGGAGGAGCCAUCCCCAGAAUCCAUACGUCGCAAAAUGGAGAUUGACGAUGGGACUUCAGCUUGGGGAGAUCCCAGCAAAUAUAACUACAAAAAUGUGAACAUGUGGAACAAAAACGUCCCAAAUGGCAGCAGCCGCUCAGACCAGCAAGCACAGGUACACCAGUUGCUACCGUCUGCAGGUACCAUCUCAAACAAAGAGGCAAGCGGUGGCUCCGGCUGGGGUGAGCCCUGGGGGGAGACUUCAACUCCAGCCACAACUGUGGAUAAUGGUACUUCAGCCUGGGGUAAACCCGUAGACAGUGGGCCUAGCUGGGGCGAACCCAUUGCUGCGGCAUCCAGCACAUCCACGUGGGGCUCCAGCUCUGUUGGUCCACAAACAUUAAGCAAAUCUGGGCCAAAAUCUAUGCAAGACGGCUGGUGUGGUGAUGAUAUGCCCUUGCCUGGAAAUCGCCCCACUGGCUGGGAAGAGGAAGAAGAUGUAGAGAUUGGAAUGUGGAAUAGUAAUUCAUCUCAAGAGCUUAAUUCAUCUUUAAAUUGGCCACCAUAUACAAAGAAAAUGUCUUCGAAGGGUCUGAGUGGCAAAAAAAGGAGAAGGGAAAGGGGAAUGAUGAAAGGUGGAAACAAACAAGAAGAAGCAUGGAUAAAUCCAUUUGUUAAACAGUUUUCAAAUAUCAGUUUUUCGAGAGACUCGCCAGAAGAAAAUGUACAGAGCAAUAAGAUGGACCUUUCUGGAGGAAUGUUACAAGACAAACGAAUGGAGAUAGAGAAACAUAGCCUAAAUAUUGGUGAUUACAAUCGAACGGUCGGGAAAGGCCCUGGUUCUCGGCCUCAGAUUUCCAAAGAGUCUUCCAUGGAGCGCAGUCCUUAUUUUGAUAAGGAUGGCAUUGUAGCAGAUGAAUCCCAAAACAUGCAGUUUAUGUCCAGUCAAAGCAUGAAGCUUCCCCCUUCAAAUAGUGCACUACCUAACCAGGCCCUGGGCUCCAUAGCAGGGCUGGGUAUGCAAAACUUGAAUUCUGUUAGACAGAAUGGCAAUCCCAGUAUGUUCGGUGUUGGAAACACAGCAGCACAACCCCGGGGCAUGCAGCAGCCUCCAGCACAACCUCUCAGUUCAUCUCAGCCUAGUCUCCGUGCUCAAGUGCCUCCUCCAUUACUCUCCCCUCAGGUUCCAGUUUCAUUGCUGAAGUAUGCACCAAACAACGGUGGCCUGAAUCCGCUCUUUGGCCCUCAGCAGGUAGCCAUGCUGAACCAGCUAUCCCAACUAAACCAGCUUUCUCAGAUCUCCCAGUUACAGCGAUUGUUAGCGCAGCAGCAAAGGGCGCAGAGUCAGAGAAGCGUGCCUUCUGGGAACCGGCAGCAGCAAGACCAGCAGGGUCGACCUCUUAGUGUGCAGCAGCAGAUGAUGCAACAAUCUCGUCAGCUUGAUCCAAACCUGUUGGUGAAGCAGCAAACUCCGCCGUCUCAGCAGCAGUCACUCCAUCAGCCAGCCAUGAAGUCUUUCCUUGAAAAUGUCAUGCCCCACCCUACACCUGAGCUGCAAAAAGGGCCGUCACCAAUAAAUGCUUUCAGCAACUUCCCUAUAGGCUUGAACUCAAACUUGAAUGUAAAUAUGGAUAUGAACAGUAUUAAAGAGCCACAGUCAAGACUGAGGAAGUGGACUACAGUGGACAGCAUUUCUGUGAACACAUCUUUGGAUCAAAACUCCAGCAAACAUGGUGCUAUUUCAAGUGGUUUCAGGCUGGAAGAGUCUCCAUUUGUUCCCUAUGACUUUAUGAACAGCAGUACUUCACCAGCCAGUCCUCCAGGUUCAAUAGGAGAUGGCUGGCCACGUGCCAAAUCGCCUAACGGCUCUAGCAGUGUUAAUUGGCCACCAGAAUUUCGCCCUGGUGAACCAUGGAAAGGUUAUCCAAACAUUGACCCUGAAACUGACCCUUACGUCACUCCUGGCAGUGUCAUAAACAAUCUUUCAAUUAAUACUGUGCGGGAAGUUGACCACCUCAGGGACAGGAACAGUGGGUCAUCCUCAUCCUUGAACACCACGCUGCCUUCAACUAGUGCCUGGUCAUCCAUUCGUGCCUCCAACUACAACGUUCCCCUCAGCAGUACAGCACAAAGCACUUCAGCCAGAAAUAGUGAUUCCAAAUUGACAUGGUCCCCUGGUUCAGUUACAAACACCUCUCUGGCUCAUGAGCUGUGGAAGGUCCCUCUGCCACCUAAAAACAUCACUGCUCCGUCCCGCCCACCUCCGGGACUGACUGGUCAGAAGCCACCCUUGUCUUCGUGGGAUAAUUCUCCCCUUCGAGUAGGUGGAGGAUGGGGAAAUUCUGACGCCAGGUAUACCCCAGGUUCCAGCUGGGGUGAGAGCAGCUCAGGGAGAAUAACAAAUUGGCUUGUUCUAAAAAACCUUACACCUCAGAUUGAUGGCUCAACUCUGCGUACUCUGUGCAUGCAGCAUGGCCCACUGAUAACAUUCCACCUGAACCUCCCACAUGGAAACGCUUUGGUCCGUUACAGUUCAAAAGAAGAGGUAGUGAAGGCACAAAAGUCUCUGCACAUGUGUGUACUGGGGAACACUACUAUUCUUGCUGAGUUUGCCAGUGAAGAGGAGAUCAGUCGUUUCUUUGCACAAAGUCAGUCUCUGACCCCUUCUCCCAGCUGGCAGUCUCUCGGGUCCAGCCAGAGCCGGCUGGGCUCCCUCGACUGUUCCCACUCAUUCUCCAGCCGGACCGAUCUCAAUCACUGGAAUGGUGCUGGGCUGUCGGGAACUAACUGUGGAGACCUUCAUGGCACUUCCCUCUGGGGGCCCCCACAUUAUUCCACAAGCCUGUGGGGUCCUCCCGGCAGCAGCGACCCCCGGGGAAUUAGCAGCCCAUCCCCCAUUAGUGCUUUUCUUUCUGCUGACCACCUGGGUGGGGGUGGAGAGUCCCUGUAGCAGUGUAGACUAGACUCGCGAACUGCGACCUCAAGCCGCGAGCGAAAGGAGCACCAAGCUGGGCUCGCCGCCUGCAGCCAGGGGCCACCUGUGGGAACAGCUAUUCUCUGCACAUUCUCCACUUUGUUUUCCCUGAAACAUAUCAGUUUGAAUACUUGAAUCAUGCAGGCCAAUAUUAUAAUGUGAAAAGGUAUCUAUCUAUUUACACUCCCAAAUAGCGCCAUACAUGCUAAACCGUAUAGAAUGAGCUCACUUGUGUAUACUCAUCAUGUUUAGCCUUUGAGUUCUCUUUUUUCCCCCCGUUCCUACCCCUCCCCCCAUUCAUUCUUUUUCUCUUCUUUUUGCAAACAAGUUUUUUGGGCUGAUAAUGUAUGAGCUUUUAACUUUGCACUGAAGGGUGUUCUCUCCGUCUACUCGGCAAUAUGGGGAGGGCAGCUGUUCCAGUGUAAAUGUUUACUCAAGGAUGUUCUUAAGGUGUGCGCUCUCUACUAUGCCUUGAUGUUUGCCUACCUUAUUGUGGUAUCGUGGAGUUUAAAAGAUCAAGUUAUGAUACUGACUUAGGACUAUAAAUGAAAGUAUUGCACCAGUUUUUUCAUGUUAUAAAACUAAAGAAUUUCACUCUGCAGUUUGAAAAACUGUGGCCACAGCUGUGACUUGCAGCCCACCUGCCACCCAGGACGGGCCCUGCACUUUGAAUAGGCUUUCCAUUUUGUUUUGAAGGUUCCCACGUUGAGCCUUCUUGUUUACAGAUUUUUUUGUUUGUUUUUUGAGAAAAAAAAAAAUGUUUACUCUUCCAUCAUUUAAAAAAAAAUUAAAAGACAAAAAAAAAAAUGGAGGAUGAUUUAAAAGAUGCUUUCUAUCUCUGGGAAAAAGGAGCAGCAUUUGGCCAUGUUCUUUUGUUUUUCUAUUCUGUCCUAAAUCAAAGAGCAUGGUUCUCAGGAAAACCAGUUCCCCAGUUUAAAAAAACAAAAAAAUAAAAAAAAAAAAACUCCUUGUAGUUUCUUAUAGGAAAAAAGAAAAACCCCAACUUUUAGCACUGAUACUACAUAUUGCUCUGUUUAAGAAUUUUCUCUGCCAAAAAAAAAAGAAAAAAAAAAAAAAAACAAAAAAAUGCUUAAAGCUGGAGUUUGAGAUUCUGCUUUCAGAUGCUGUCUUUUUAUUAGUGAGUGAUGAUGGUUUGCUAAUAAUCAAUAGGUAAUAAUUUUUUGUAAUCCCAUCAAGUGGCUCUCUGUUUCCGCUCUCUCGUGACUGUGUUAAUGUUUAACUGUUGUACCUUAAAGCCGAAAUCAGUAACUAUGCAUACUGUAACCAAGAUAUUGGGCUUACAGAAUUGUUCGUUGUAUAAAGAAAAUUUUAAAUGUUGUUGCAAACUAACGAGUUAUACACCAUUUUUAAAAUUUCUUUCUCCCCACCCCCCCUUUUUUUGCCCACAAAUGGUAUUAUAAUGCUUGCUUAGUCAAAGAAGAGAGACUAAACAAGGGUAAAAAUUUUAACAGUACAGAAUUUGCCAUCAUUUCAUUGCCUUGAUUCUAACUGUUUGUGUCCUAAGAUGCAAAAGAAGUCAGUGGCUUUUAACUGUUUACAAAUAGAAUGUGAUUGUAAAAUGUACAGUCUGGUUGUGUUUGAAUUAUGAACUUUCUUCAGAUAUAAUAAACCAUGACUUUUUGGCUGCUCAGCAUUAACUGUCUCUUUUUUGUGAAUUUAUUUGUACGCUCUUUUUUAUAACGAAAGUUUCAAAGUUGCUAUGUAUGAGGGUUCUCAUAGAGCAACCGAGUUAAAAAAAAAAUCUAAGCAAAUAUUUGAACAUUUUAUCCGAACUUAUUCACACUUUCACCCUGAAAUAAUGUGAGAACAAUGGGAAACUGUUGCUUGCUCCUUCCUACCCUCUCUGAGCAUCUUUGGGAUCUUGUUGCUCAAACUCUCCUGUGACUUCAUCUUCCCCACCAUUUGUGCCCAUCUCAAGCCUCAGCAAGAGACCAUUUGGAACAUGAAGCUUAAUGACUUGACAUUGUUCUUAGUGUUAACUCUCAUACCUCUGUUACAAAAUGAGAAAUGCCACAGCCUGGACUGGCCUUUUUCUUCCCCCUUCACGGCCCUCGCUCCUCACCGCAGGAGCUGCGGGGGCAGAACCUGUGUAUGUAUUUCAGCGUAUGACUUCAGAUCAUGCUCCAACUUGCCAGGUGUAAGCUAAUGUUGUUGGACACCUUAAUAUAAGCAAAUGUUGUUCAAUGCAUUCAAUGUAUAUUGACUUCCAUACUGGUUUUUCCAAAAACCAAAGGUAGCUUUGAAAAACCACGUCUGGAAAUGUUUGGAACGUUAAGCUGAUUGACCUUUUGGGGCUUUGAGUAGUAUAUAAUUGACUUCAUAACUGCGUUAAUUGUAUUGUUAAAGUGUUUGGGAGUUUUUUGCGCUUGUUAUGUGGAAAUAAAGUGUUUGAUUUAAAAAAUUAA